AUGAGUCCCUCGGCCCUCCACAGCCCCUCUCAAGACCCCGCAGGCCUUUCUUUCUUUUCCCUCUUCAAUUCUUCAUCGCCUCCACUCACCAGCUCCGCAGGGCGCCCCCCGGAGGCCCCGGGGCCCCCCCAGCCCCUAGGGCUUGCCCACAAGGGUUCGGGGGGCCCCUCUACUCAAGUCCCGGGGGCCCCUCACCAGGCUUCCGAGCCCCUGCCCCAGAGCACUUUAGUCCCCCCUGGGGGCCCCCAGGGCCCCCAGGGGGGCCCCCCAGGACCCGUAUCUGCGGGGGCCCCCAGCGCCCCGUCUUCCUACGAGGGCUCCUGCUCUUGUGGGCGCUCGGCAGUGAACUCCUGCUGCUGCUGCCCUGCAGCAACAGCAGCAGCAGCAGCAGCAUUUUCGUACGAAAGCCUCGAGUGGGAAGAAUGGCGCGGGGACUGGCCGCUGCUGCUGCAUGCCUCUGCUGGCAGCUGCGCAGGGGUGAUGGAGCACGUGGCUAUGUACCCCAUAGACACAGUGAAGACUCGCAUGCAGGCCUACAGAGGCGCAGCAGCAGCAGCAGCAGCAGACGCCCCCGCAGCAGCAGCAGCUGCAGCAGCAGCAGCAGAGCCGCCUCACUGCCAUCACCGGCGGGCGCCCCCUAGCCCCAGUUGCCAGGCCCCCUUCGCCUCUCCGCGAUGUACAGAGAGCUGCAGCAGCAGCAGCAGAGCCAUACAAAAGGCAGCAGCAGCAGCAGCGCAGCCGCCCUCGCGGCUGUCGCUCUCUCAUUCUCUGCUCCACUCUUCUCAGAUGCACUCUGCUGCUGCGCUGCCGCAUAUAUCAAGAGCCACGCAGCACAAGUUUAUAUACCCAACAAUGCAUUCAACAAGCACAGCAGCACGCGCAGCGAGGGGCCCCUGGGGAGCCCCCCUGGGGGCCCUCUCAGGGGCCCCCGUGGGGGCCUCUGGGGGGGCCCUCUUUGGGGGCCCCUGUUCAGUGCCAGCAGUGACUCAGGCGUCGCCACUAAGGCUUCCGUUGGGGUAUAUGCGGAGCCCCGGCAUGCUGCUGCUGCAGCAGCAGAAGCAAGCAGCAGCAGCAGCAGCAGUCAGGGGCGGGCUCAGCGGGGCGUGGCGGUGCGGCCUGAGCGUUCCGGGCGCUGAAGCAGCAGCAGCAGCAGGGCUGCGAGCAGCGUCAGGGGCCCCCCUGAGCGGGGCUGCUGCUGCAGCUGGGGGCCCCCCAAGCAGUACCCUCCCGGGCAGGGGCCCCCACGCGGGGUCCGCCAACUCCCGCGCGGGGGGCGGGGCCUGGGGCCUCAUUUCCUGCCUAAGAUCAGUUUAUGCUGAGGGGGGGCUCAGGAGUUUGUACAGAGGCGCUGGGGCUGUGGUGCUGGGGUGUGUGCCGGCCCACGCCUGUUACUUCACUUCUUACGAGCUCACGAAGCGGAAAAUGAAGGAAAGGGCUUAUCAGAAGCAGCAGCUGCGGCGGCAGCAGCAGCAAGAAGGCGCAGCAGCAGCAGCAGCAGCAGCAGCAGGUGCUGGCUGCUGCGCGGCGCCGGCGGGCGGCGGCUCCUCGCUGUGCCUGUGCCCCGUGUGCCUGGGCAAAAGAGAAGCGCUGCAGCACCAAGAUAGAGCAGCACCAGCAGCAGCACCAGAGGGCCUCUCCGGGCUGCAGCUGCUGCUCUGCGGCGUUGGCGCCACCCUUAGCCACGACCUGAUCUUGACUCCUGUGGACGUGCUCAAGCAGCGCAUGCAGCUGGGUUGUUUUAAGUCAGUGGGCCAGUGCAUCGAAAGCACUUUGCGCGUUGAGGGCCCCCUGGCCUUCGUGCGGUCUUUGCCGGUUUCUUUCGUUUUGAAUUUGCCGUUUGGGGCUGUGCUGAUUUGCACCAACGAACAGCUAAAGAAAAGAGCCGCCAACUGGAAGCGCCGCAGCGCCCCGGGGGGAGCAGCAGCAGAAAGCAGCAGCGCAGCGGGCAGCAGCAGGCCUGAAGAGCUCAGCUUGCCCAUUUACUUCUUGUGUGCGGGCAUAAGCGGCGGCGUUGCUGGUUUUAUAUCAAAUCCCCUCGAUGUGGUGAAGACGAGACUGCAGACUCAAGACUGCGCCGUCAGGAACCAUGUGUCUGGCUUGUCGGGCGUCACAAGGCCUGGUGGCUGCCCCUUCGCUCCGUGCACGCCCAAGUACCAAUCCUUGUUGGGGACCAUGCGCACCAUUUGGUCUGAGGAGGGAAUUCUGGGUUUUUGGCGCGGCGUCAGCGGCCGCGUUUGUCUCAAUGUUCCGUCUUCCGCUAUUUGCUGGGGUUCUUACGAGACCUUCAAGACCCGCAGCAGAGAUAAAGAAAGAGAUAAAGAAAGAGAUAAAGAAAGAGAUAAAGAAAGAGAUAAAGAAAGAGACAAACAAAGAGAUAAACAAAGAGACAAACAAAGAGACAGCCCCCACGAGAAAAGCCUGCUGCUGCUAAGUCCCGCGGCAGCAGCAGCUGCUGCAGCGCCGGCAGCAGCAGCAGCAGCGCCCCAAGCACCAGCCUCAGCAGCAGCAGCAGCAGCAGGAAAGGGCUUUCAAGGCCCUUGGAGCCAGCCGUAUGCUGCAGCAGAGAAAGACGACGUUUCAAAGACGCUGGGGACCCCGCACGUCCAGCAGCAGCAGCAGCAGCAGCAGCAGCAGUGGCAACAGCAGCAGCAGCAGCAGCAACACUUAGGCGGCGACUGCACAGAGCCAGCGCGGCAAAAGAGAGGGGGCUGGAAGCAGCCAGCGAGUCUAAGGGGCUGCCCAAGUGUACAUCCACCUGAGUUGACUGUGGGGCGGCCUUGUGCUGCUGCUGCUGUUGCUGCUGCAGCAGCAGCAGAAAGGAAUAAUGCACACGCGAGGCCUUUGCUGCACCUCCAAAGACAGUCUUUGCCUCCACUUCCGCUAACACUAUCAGAUAUUAGCUGCAGCAGCCAUCAAGACCUGCAGGCUCACCCGGGGCUGCAGCAGCAGCAGCAGCAGCAGGCGCUGCAGCAGCAGCAGCAGCAGCAGCAGCUGCAACAACACCUGAUGAUGCAGCAACAGCUGCAGCAACAGCUGCAGCAACAGCUGCAGCAGCAGCUGCAGCAGCAGCUGCUCCAAUCAGCGAGCCACAGACCGCAAACCUUACCGCUCUCGCCACAGCAGCAGUUGCUGCAGCAGCAACAACAGCAGCAGCAGCAGCAGCAGCAGCUGAUGGACUGUUUAUCUGCUUCCCAGCAGCAGCUACUCUACGACCCCCAACUCAGGCAGCUUCCAUAUCAGCACCCGCAGCAUCCGCAGCAGCAGCAGCUGCAGCAGCAGCUGGCUGCUGCUGCGCAUCUGCCAGCAAGGGGCCCCCACUUCUCCUCAGCACCUCUUGUACCUGUGCUGUCCCCUAGGGGGCCCCCAGCUGCAGCGACUUGUGCCAACGUGACCACUGGUCCCCAACCUGGACCACUGCUGCGGGCCUCCUCAGGGGCCCCCCUAGGGGCCCCUAUAGGGUCCCCUUUAGGGGGCUCCCCAGGUGGGGGCCCUUUAGGGGGGCCUCAGGGGGCCCCCCGAGGUGGUAAUCUGUACAGCAGCAGCAGCACCAGCAGCAGCGGCAACGCUUUUGCUGCUUCGCUCAGCACCCCCUGCAUGCAGUAUGCUUCCCUCCGCCAAAGUCUGCUGCAGGGGGCCCCCAGCCCCAUGGGGCCCCCGAACUUCGUGGGGGCCCCCAAUUCCAUGGGGGCCCCCGAUCUCGGGGGGCCCCCCAACUUUGGAGAGGGUUUUAACUUUUUAGCUGCCCCAGGGGGGCCCCCCCGGAGGUUUGGGGGCCCCAGCAAGGUCCCUCCUUUGCUGCUGCCUCCUCUAGAUUACGAAGCACCUUAUAAUGCUUCGCUGCUGGCUGAGGGGCAGACGCAGAGUGCUGCUGCUGCUGCUGCUGCUGCUGGCCGCAGCCCGCAGCAGCAGCAUCAGCAGCAGCUGCGGCUGAUGCUGCAACACAGCCCUUCGCAAGCGCUGGGGGAAGGCGGAGUCCCAUCCUACUUGUGCACUCCCCGAGUUGUCCGGAAGAAAGAAGUCAACAGCAGCAGCAGCAUGCAGCUGCAGCAGCAGCAGCAGCAGCAGCAGCAGCAGCAACAGAAGCAGCAGCCGGAAAAAAAGCUGUUUGCUGGGCGUCGUAUUCGUCUUGGCGACCUCUUUGGGCAGUGUGUCGACACAGGUCCCAAACAGCAGCAGCAGCAGCAGCAGCAGCAACAGCAGCAUCAGCAGCAACAGAGACCGCAGAUCGGGCGCAGCUACUCCAGCAUUAACUCUGGUGUAUUUGCACAGGGCGACGCAUCUCCAUUUAACUUUAGCAGCAGCAUCGGCAGCAGCAGCAGCCCGUAUCUAAACACGUGUGUAAGCAGCAAUCUGCUGCAGCAGCAGCAGCAGCAGGACAUGCUGCACGGAAUGCCAGUAGGCGUGUGGGGGUCCCCCUUGCCCUUUGUGGGGCCCCCCUCAGCUUUGAUUACUUCGCUAGUAAACUCUCACACAAAGAAAGGGGCCCCCUGGGGGGCCCCCCAAAAGGGCCGCCUGGGGGCCCCUAAAACCCUUUAA
Messenger RNA from Eimeria tenella, 4536 nucleotides. Its product is annotated as mitochondrial carrier domain-containing protein, putative. Gene Ontology annotation, molecular function: ferrous iron transmembrane transporter activity. NCBI's taxonomy places the organism in Eukaryota, Apicomplexa, Conoidasida, Eucoccidiorida, Eimeriidae. Gene Ontology annotation, biological process: iron import into the mitochondrion. Gene Ontology annotation, cellular component: mitochondrial membrane. The record is from RefSeq and is a predicted model, not a curated record. Bases 1 to 4536 code for a protein of 1511 amino acids. The transcript is spliced from 8 exons.